Molecule: messenger RNA, 5763 nt
Organism: Oryctolagus cuniculus (rabbit)
Lineage: Eukaryota; Metazoa; Chordata; Mammalia; Lagomorpha; Leporidae
Source: RefSeq, a predicted model, not a curated record
UUUUCCUUUAUGUGACCCCUUAAGGUAUAAUUUACAAACAGCUGAAUGCACAAAUCACAAGUGUACAUUCGGCUUGGUAAAUUUUUAUUAUGUGUACACAUCUGAUACGGAACAUACUUAUACCCUGUGAAGUUCCCUCGUGCCCCCUUUACUCAGUAUCCUUCUCAGAUCUUUACUUUUGUCAGUGGCUUUGCUAUUGGUUAGAAAUAUUUUUCAUCAUUUUCAGUGACAUCAUAAAGGCAUGCCUCUCUGAAAGGUUUACACUUAAACUUUGUAGGUGAUUUGCAUUGUGUUGUUUUGGGAUUGAAAUAGCUGCCUAUCAGUGAGAGACUGACAGGGCAGACGUGAAGUGAACUGAAGUGAAGGCUAAUGCUGCCUUGGAAGGGAUGUUUGCUGGGGACUCAUUAUCUACAUGUUUGGAGACUGGGAAGUCUGGAGUGGAGGGGCCUGUGUCUGGCGAGGGCCUUCUUGCUGCAUCAUCCCAUGGCAGAAGUGAACAGAGUAUCUGUCAGGCAAGAGCUGCUGUGAUGGUUUAUGAUGAUGCCAAUAAGAAGUGGGUGCCAGCUGGUGGCUCGACUGGGUUUAGCAGAGUUCACAUCUAUCACCAUACGGGCAACAACACAUUCAGAGUGGUGGGCAGGAAGAUUCAGGACCAUCAGGUUGUGAUAAAUUGUGCCAUUCCUAAAGGGUUGAAGUACAAUCAAGCUACACAGACCUUCCACCAGUGGCGAGAUGCUAGACAGGUGUAUGGUCUCAACUUUGGCAGCAAAGAGGAUGCCAAUGUCUUCGCAAGUGCCAUGAUGCAUGCCUUAGAAGUAUUAAAUUCACAAGAAACAGCCCAGAGCAAGGUUACUGCUACCCAGGACAGCACUAAUUUGCGAUGUAUUUUCUGUGGGCCAACAUUGCCUAGACAAAAUUCACAACUACCUGCCCAAGUUCAGAAUGGCCCAUCCCAAGAAGAAAUGGAAAUUCAAAGAAGGCAACUACAGGAGCAGCAAAGACAAAAGGAGCUGGAGCGGGAAAGGCUGGAGAGAGAAAGAAUGGAGCGGGAAAGGUUGGAGAGAGAGAGGUUAGAAAGAGAAAGGCUGGAGAGGGAGCGACUAGAGCAAGAACAGCUGGAGAGAGAGAGACAGGAGCGGGAGCGGCAGGAGCGGCUGGAGCGGGAGCGGCUGGAGCGGCUGGAGCGGGAGCGGCAGGACCAGUUAGAGAGGGAGCAGCUGGAGUGGGAGCGCGAGCGCGAGCGCAGAGUCUCCAGUGCUGCUCCAUCUCCAGACAGCUCCCUGUAUAGCGCUCCACUUCCUGAGUAUUCCAGUUGCCAGCCUCCUUCGGCACCUCCUCCAUCAUAUGCUAAAGUCAUCUCAGCUCCAGUGUCAGAGGCCACUCCUGAUUAUGCCGUAGUGACUGCUUUGCCACCUACUUCCACACCCCCUACACCACCACUGCGACACUCAGCGACACGUUUUGCAACAUCUUUAGGUUCAGCCUUCCACCCCGUUCUUCCCCAUUAUGCUACAGUUCCUCGUCCUGUGAACAAAAACUCUCGACCUUCUUCUCCUGUGAACACACCCUCUUCUCAGCCUCCGGCUACGAAGCCCUGUGCCUGGUCUACUUCCAAUUUUUCGCCCCUCCCUCCAUCUCCUCCAAUAAUGAUUAGCAGCCCCCCAGGCAAAGCUACUGGUCCAAGGCCUGUCCUCCCUGUUUGUGUUUCUUCUCCUGUGCCCCAAAUGCCUCCAUCACCGACAGCUCCCAAUGGGCUGCUUGACUCUGUUACAUAUCCAGUGUCUCCACCGCCUACCUCAGGGCCAGCAGCUCCGCCGCCACCGCCACCGCCGCCGCCGCCGCCGCCACUGCCUUCCCUCGCAUCACUCUCACACUGUGGAUCUCAAGCUUCUCCUCCUCCAAGCACCCCUAUUGCCUCAACUCCCUCAUCCAAGCCUAGUGUUCUCCCUUCUCCCUCUGCAGCUGGCCCUGCCUCUGUUGAGACUCCUCUAAACUCUGUGCUGGGAGACUCCUCUGCUUCUGAGCCAGGCUUGCAGGCAGCCUCUCAGCCGGCCGAGACUCCAGCCCAACAGGGCAUUGUCUUGGGACCACCUGCACCUCCCCCUCCUCCCCCCCUCCCAUCAGGUCCUGCCCAGGCAGCGCUCCCUCCUCCCCCUGGACCCCCUCCUCCCCCUCCACUGCCUUCCUCUGGGCCUCCACCACCACCUCCCCCUCCCCCUCUUCCUAAUCAAGUACCCCCUCCUCCACCACCACCUCCUGCCCCUCCCCUCCCUGCAUCUGGAUUUUUUUCCGGAUCCAUGUCAGAAGACAAUCGACCUUUAACUGGACUUGCAGCUGCAAUUGCUGGAGCUAAACUUAGGAAAGUGUCACGGGUGGAGGAUGCCUCCUUCCCCAGUGGAGGGAAUACCAUUGGUGUGAACUCAGUGUCAUCUAAAACAGAUACGGGUCGUGGAAAUGGACCCCUUCCUUUAGGGGGUAGUGGUUUAAUGGAAGAAAUGAGUGCCCUGCUGGCCAGGAGGAGAAGAAUUGCUGAAAAGGGAUCAACAGUAGAAACAGAACAGAAAGAAGACAAAAGUGAAGAUUCAGAGCCUGUAACUUCUAAGGCCUCUUCAACAAGCACACCCGAACCAACAAGAAAACCUUGGGAAAGGACAAAUACCAUGAACGGCAGCAAGUCACCUGUCAUUUCCAGACCAAAAUCUGCACCCUCAUCACAGCCCAGUGCCAAUGGAGUCCAGACAGAAGGACUUGACUAUGACAGACUGAAGCAGGAUAUUUUAGAUGAAAUGAGAAAAGAAUUAACAAAGCUAAAAGAAGAGCUCAUUGAUGCAAUCAGGCAGGAACUGAGCAAGGCGAAUACUGCAUAGAGAAACAGCCUAUGGAGAGACAGGACUUUAAUCUGGAGAAGAAAUAUUCCUACGAACAACUGUUAACAGCAAACCCCUACAUAUUGUGAGCUCAAAAAAGAAAGUAGAGACAGAAGGAGGGAAAACCAACACGUUCUGAAGCCUUCAGAUAUGACUGGCAACAAGCUAGUUCCCUCCCAGUUUGCUGCUUUUUUUUUUUAACUUUUACAACAGGAUGGAAAAGAGUUGGAUAAGAGUUCCUAUGACAGUUACGCAGAAAAUACUAAACUCACCAGGCAAGAUCACCGUGCAAUGGAAUACUUUCAUGUCAAGAUAAAAUCGCACAUUUUCCACAAUCCAUUGGUAAAUAAAGAGAAGAAAGGCUUAAGAAGGUUUUUUUUUAAGAGAAUACUGAUACUGAUGAAGAAUUUAGCAAAUUAUGCUGUUGUAUUGUAAAUGUUUCUCUCAGGUUUGUCUUCCUAUCAUAUUUGAUAUUCCAUGAAUAAUUAAGAUCAGCCCUAUGUAGGUUAACAUCGUAAAAUGCGGAACAAGCAAUUGGAUGCGCUUUUGAAGGGUGAUAUUCAUAAGGAACUAUCCUAAAAUUUGUCCAGCUUGAGGAAUUUUAGAAUGAUAGGAAGUCUCUCAAGUUAGCCUUCAUGCAAUUUUGUAGAUUAAAACAUAAAUUUCAUCCAGAAUUUAAAGAUUUAGAUGCCUUCCUAAAUUGUUACAAUGCUUUACCAAAUCUAUGACUUCUACAUAACACAAACCAGUGGUCAAAUGUAAAACAGUAUAUUGUAGAUUUACUGUAGGUUUUCAACCUUUUUUAGACUUAUGCAUGUGGACAUUUUUAUAAUGUAAUUACAAUCACCACAAAUUGAGCUUUUUUAAUUGCAGGCAGUAAUGCAUGUGAUACUAAUAUGUAGUGGCCUUUUCAAGGCCUAGUCCCAGGGAAAACAUUUUGUAGAGUACAAGGGAGUGGGAGGAAGGGAAGGAAUAAUUUUUUAUUUAAUUUCUGCACUAUCUUUCUCAAUUACCUGCAUGAGUAAUAAUGAGGAAUAUUUUGUGACUUUAAUUGGUAAAUAUGUUAACGAAACCAAGUACUUAAUCUUUUACAUCAUGUCUUCAGCUCUCUGUAUUUUAACCAGUAAUUUCAAUGGUCUGAAACAUGAUCCUGAGCAUCACAUGAGCCAUAGCUCGUUGUGGAACUCAAAAAGUUUGAUCACUGAAUUUGGCAGUUACUCUUACCCAGGUGCCCCUGCAGUUACACAGGUAUUCAGGUGUUCCUGACUAUGAAGCUGCUUUGGAAUUUCGUUACUUUAAAAUGCAAAAAAUAAAAAAUAACAAUGAUGGCAGCAAUUAAGGUCAUAGAAAUCAUUAGAAAAAAGGGAAACCAAUGAAGAGUUCUGCAGUUUUCUUUUAGUGAAUAAAGGAAGACUUAGGUGGUGGGAAGAAGGAAUCAGAUACUCUACUUACCACCUCGUGUGUGCGUGUGCUGUGUGUAUGUAUUUCACACCUUCCUCUUUUCUUUGGAACUGGUAAGAUUAAAAUAGAAGAGAAAAUCCUGUAUGUUGCAAUGAUAGCUUUCUGGAAAAUUUAGGAAAUGAGGAAUUCUUCAAGCUCUCCAUCUUGAUUCAUGCUUGAGUUGUUAUGUGCCAUAUUUGCUUAGACAUCUUUGAUUAUCAAAAGUUUCACUAACAUUUUGAAGAAAUUCUCCACCUUCAUCUCUUAUGUAGAUUUCCUACAUCUCAGUUCAUCAGACAAAGCUUGUGGAUGGCAUAGUUCCCAGCCAGAACCACUCAAGGAAGUGUAAGUGAGGGAGGUUUUUUCCUUGUUAAAACAGUUCAUGUUUCUGUAGAAGCUUCACUUUCAGAUUAAACUGAUGGAUGAGCUAUCAUAAUUCAAGUGCACAGUUCUCUUUUCUAUCAAGUAUUCUUUGUCAUGCGGUAGUUGUAAAGGCAUCAAAGACGCAACAGGCUUAUGAAGUACUACUUUCUAAAAGAAAUAGGCAUUUUCAUCUGUAUUAUUGUACUUUUUGGUUAGGCAAACACUUUAAUGAUAUAAACAAUAUGUCCCUUAUAAAUCUGGUCAGAAAUCACUUUUGAUUUUGUUAGGUAAGUUAACUAGUCUGUAGUAGGUAGAGUACUGGGUACAAGUGGUCCAAAGUAAGAUAAAAGACUAAAAACAAUGCUAAUUCUUAAAGAAGAAACUGGUUUAUGCACUAAACGUUUUGUGCCUUGGUCUAUAUUAACAUGAUGUCUGUGUAAAAUGACAGAAACGAACCAGUGUUGAAUCACGCUGUUUUCCAUCCUCUUUUGCAUUAUACCAGAUUGCUAAAUGUAUUCUUUCCAAGAAGCUGGAUUGAAUUUAUUGUAUACAUUUGCUGUCAUGUGUGACAGUUGUGUCACUGUUAGAGAUUUCAGUAAUUAAAAUGGCAAACAGAGGCUUAAGUUAUUUUCCUUAUCAAAACUGUUCCUUGGAACCACAUGAUGAUGAUGGUGUUUGUGCUCUUGUACAUUGGAUGUCUUAAGCUGGUGCAGUUUAGGGGAUCCUUUCUAAUGACAGGAAGGUACCACUGUCCUCAACACUGUGAUCUGACCUGUGACAAAUCUGUACUAUACACUAUGUACAUGGCUAACAAGUCAACUGCAAACAAACUGAAUGUACACACCUUAGUGCUGGUGCUGAAAUCUCUUCAGAGUAGUCAUCAUGAUUUCAAAGAUCAUGUUUAAAGAUUUGCAAGCAUCAAGUGUCAAUCAAACUGAAGAUGAAAUACUAAUGAAUGUUGAGUCCUCAUGCUUUAGGUGUACUUCCUUUUUAGAUUUUUCAGUUCUCUGCUAUUUUACCGUAACUGUUUCAUUUAAAUUUCCUACACGCUAAUAACUUCGUUUGUGCGAUUGAAAUAAAAUUGCAGUAUAUA